Molecule: messenger RNA, 3024 nt
Organism: Kwoniella shivajii
Lineage: Eukaryota; Fungi; Basidiomycota; Tremellomycetes; Tremellales; Cryptococcaceae
Exons: 8
Coding region: 1-3024 (1007 amino acids)
Biological process (GO): positive regulation of transcription by RNA polymerase II; DNA-templated transcription
Molecular function (GO): DNA-binding transcription factor activity, RNA polymerase II-specific; sequence-specific DNA binding; zinc ion binding
Source: RefSeq, a predicted model, not a curated record
AUGAAAAUACCAUCCGACCGUCGAUCCUCCGAUGCAUCUUACGCUCCAUACAGCGUUACGUCCCCGAGAUCAUUUCAACAGCCUGCUCUACCGAAUCGAACUACUGGAAACAAAAAGUCUAAUGUACCUCAAUUGGAAGUGAAAACGGAAGAGCAACCUCAAUACAAGGUGGCAAGAGCCAUUUCAUCUUGUACAAGAUGUAGAUCAAGAAAACAGAAAUGUGAUGGAAAAUUACCAGCUUGUAGUGCUUGUGAAAGAGCAAAAGUUGAAUGUAUAGGGUUUGACGCUAUCAGUAAAACUAAUAUAUCUAGAAAUUAUCUCCAUUCACUGGAACAGGAGGUCGCUUCACUUCGAGCUCAAGUGGCUGCACUCCAAUCUUCUGACACUAUCGGACAAACCAAAAAACAAAUUGCUACAAACGCUUCUCAGGCCGUUUCCUCAUUCCGAUCAGAUUUCCCUUUAGAUCCAGCAUUGAUGAACGAGGAUGGGAACUCGUCAACUCUACAAAGUCCACUAGAAUCACCCAAUAUAAGCAAUCAAAGUUUUCAACAGUAUGGACAAGGACAUGGCCAUUCAGGACAUCAUAGACGACAUUCAGAUUAUCCAUAUCCCAGUACACCACUAACUUCCGAUCCGCCCAGAUCGCCAUUCUUCAAUACUCGUCCUCAUCCAACCGGACAAGCUGCUGGUAUCCAAUCUACAAGUUUAACUAGAAUGGUUCAUGAUGCAGCCUAUCGAACGGGCCAUGCUGUCAAUUCAGCUUCAUCCCUGAAUCCUGCAGGAUCAGCUACCGGUAGCGAUAAAGGUUCAAGCAUUCAUGGCACAGAUUCACCUGUAACACAAAACACAGAAGUUGGGAAUUAUAGUUCUCCUGAAAAUGUCUUAACUCCAAAAUCAGGAAUAGCCAUUCCUGGUCCACCAAGAAGACCACCUUCAGCUUCCCCUCUAGCCACUCCUGCAAAUCUUCUAUCAUCAAGUGGUGGUAGUAAUAGUAAAAGUAAAAGAAGACCUUUUGCUAUACCUCCUCUACCUCCUCAACCCGCCGUGGAAAGAUUAGUUGCUGCGUAUGUCGAUUUUGUUGGAGUAACAGGACCGAUCAUACACAUCCCUUCAUUAGGUAAACAGUUGAUGAAGAUCCGAGAUGGAGUAGACGUAGAGGAAGGUGAUGUUUUCGUUGUUAUGAUGGUUCUUGCCUUGAGUACGAUGGCUUCGUCUCGAUUCGUUGACCCGCCUGACGAACUCAGAGCUUGCUCGGAAGCGUUCCAUGCUGAAGCUAUGAAACAUCUUGAUGCGGUAUUCGAAGAGCAGAGCUAUAUCGGCCUGCAAGCUAUCCUUCUGCUUGUUUGGUAUUCCCUUCUCAACCCCGACAAGGGUUCGAUUUGGUUCCUGGUCGGAUUGGCUACUAGAACCUGUGUUGACUUGGGAUACCAUAACGAACACAACACCCAAGUUGAUCAAAUCGAUUCCUUGGAACUGGACAUGAGAAGAAGAUUAUUCUGGUGUACAUAUAAAAUGGAUAGGCUGUUAUCUCAAAGUUUGGGUCGACCUCCAAGCAUCCCAGAUGGAUUUAUAAACGUACCUUUGCCCUCCCCAAUGCACGAUAUUGACAUCCACCCCAACCACUACGGUCCACUGGAAGGAGAACCUUGCUCCUAUAAAGCUGUAUUCUUGCACACUACCAAAAUGAGACAACUGCAGUCAGAAAUCUUGUUCAACACUUAUGGUAUUCAUGGAUCGACUGGAAGGAUUCCAAGUGAGGAAUGGAGACAGGACUGUUUCGAAAGACUGAAGACUUGGCUGGCGGAGGCUCCCGAACCAAGAGGCACUGUCUCAACAGAAGGUUAUGCUAUCAGUUUUCAUAAUUCCUGCUUGCUACUCUUCCGACCAUCACCAGGAUGUCCGCGACCCGGUCGAAGUGCCCUUUCCACGGUACUCACCUCUUCGAGCUAUGUCAUACGAAUCUACAGGAGAAUGCAGAUCAACAACAGAAUCAGUUGGCUUUGGAUGACUAGCCACUUCUCUUUCAUGGCUGGUCUUUCCUUCUUAUAUGCUUAUUUCAAUCUGUACUCUAUGGGUGGAGGAAAGGAUGUGCCAAGUAUCGAAGAUGCACUCAUGGUCAUCGACUCAUGUUUGAAUGUGCUGGAUUUCCUAGCGCCACGAGUUCCCUCAGCGUCGGGAUGUCAUGAAACUAUGCAAUCAGUCUCUCAAGCUAUCUUCGAGCAAUUGUCGAAACUCGAUCCCCCACCAACCAUGUCUUCCUCGGCUGAUUCUCCUGGUCGAGGCAUUUCACGUGGAGUACCAAUUUCCUCCUCUCGUGAAGAUCCAUUACCGAAUGAAUCAUUCCCCGCUCCUCUUCCUGCGAUCGCUUUACCUUACGAAUUAAGCCUGCUGGAUAACCUGUUCCGCAACCCAAUGGCAUCGCAUAAUAAAGCAUCGGAAUAUACCUCGAAUCAAAAAUGUCGAAAUAAGAAGAAGAAGGCACAAGAUCAACAAGUUAAUGUUGAUUAUGGUGGAAUAGGGAAUUAUAGACAAUCCUCGGGCUCCAAUUCAAAUCAUAAUAACAACAAAGGAUAUCCACCAGGAGCUUUCCAUACUCAAUCCAAUUCCAAAGCUGAUGAAGUUAGAAGAGUCUAUGGGGGAAAUAGAACAGACUCGGAUGUUGAAGGCUAUACGACUGAAAGCCUUCUAGGUCCUUAUACGUUAGCAAUGGGUCUAGGUUCCACCCAAUCAGCUGGAUUCAACAAUGGUAACAUUGACAACACGAAUCAGGCUCAGAACCAUAAUCAGAAUCAAAAUCAAAAUGGAGGUAAUGACCAUCAACAACCAACGUUUACAAAUUCCCAACAACCUUCAUCGUCAACGAUCUCUUCGAGCAGUAGAGAAUUGCCGAUGUUGAAUGGAUCAAAUGGUGUGGAAGAUCAAAACGGGUUUGACUUGUUCAGCUUCUUGAUGGACGAAGAAGGUCUGGGUGGGAAUGGAUUUACAGCAUUGGAUGUUCCUGCUGAUUUCUCUUUGUGGAGUUAA